Molecule: messenger RNA, 2150 nt
Organism: Centruroides sculpturatus (bark scorpion)
Lineage: Eukaryota; Metazoa; Arthropoda; Arachnida; Scorpiones; Buthidae
Exons: 2
Coding region: 65-1780 (571 amino acids)
Source: RefSeq, a predicted model, not a curated record
GUUACGUUUGAAACACUGUUGUAAGAUUUUUUAAUUUUUUAUGCAAUAACGUAUCCAGGUAAGAAUGAGAAGACGAAAAACUAAAAUACUGAUUAUGAAUUUAUAUUUGCAUUGGAAUUUAUAUUUGCAUAUUGGAAGUCUCUUCAUUUUGCUUGCAAGCUGCACCAUCAUAUCAAUUGAUGAUAGAAAAAAACAAUCAAAAAAUGAAGGGAUCAGUUCCGUUUACGCUAAAAAUUUGUCUGGAACAAAUAAAUUGCUACUUUUGAACUUGAAACACAAUAAUCUAAAUAUAAUUAAGAAUUAUUUUAUUUUAAAUAAAAUAUAUUGGCCAUUCCAAAAAUUCAACAGCAGCAACAAGAGACAACGAAGAGCAAUCCAUUUUAAAGAUUUCAGAAAUGGCCAUAGACCAAUAAGGAAUAACAAACGUAAGUGGCCUAAACAUCAAGUUCGUCAUCGUAAAAAUAAUCUCAAACAAGCAAAGAAAAACAAUAAAUUUAAAAUUAGAAAGAUGAGAAAAUUUUAUACCAUAGAAAAUUUCAAGAAGAAAAGAUUAGCUAACGAGAAAAUAAGCCGUAAUGAUGGAAUAAUGUAUUUCAAUACAUUCGAACCUUCAUAUAAAGAAGAGUUGUUCGUUAUUACAACAGGCCUUUUAGGAGGAAUAUCAUUGAUUUUGUUAAUUAGUUUCAUAAUAUUUACUAUAAAAAAGAAGUUGGGAUCAAAUUCAUUACGCAUCGAAAAUAAACUUACUGCCGCUGAUUAUGGGAUUACUACUACCACGUCCGAAUCGGAUUUUGAUGAAAGUGUAAUUAAAGCAACGCGUAAACUUCAAUAUACCGAAUUACCAUUAGAAUCCAAUUUACCGGUUAGAUUCGAUACGGGUAUUCAAUGUGUGCCAGAUAUCAACAAAUCUGAGAAUAUAACGCCUGAAAACGAAGAAACGAGAGAACUAAUUCGAAGAAAUUCAAUCGAAGCAAUUACUCCACAGCUUAUGGAGGAGGAACAAGAAUUAAAAUCGAAUAAGCAAGAUAUCGUAAAUGAUGAAUACCCUCAGAAAGAACUUAUUUCCACUCCUAAAAUAAGCUUGGAUAAAACCAUAAAAAAUAAUGAAAUAUAUUAUUAUUCUGACGAAACGUUUGAUUCUGAUCCUCUAACGGACAUAAAAAGUAAGAUAUUAAUAUUCAGUUCAAGUUCGUCAUCUCUUGAAAUAUUAGAAUCACACAACGAGGAAGACGAUAAAAGUGAAAUCGGUGAUCAGUUUAAUGAAGAUAUAAAAUAUCGGAAACGUGAACAGAAUAAAGAAAAAGGAUGUAUAUUUGAGGUUCGAACAAGACGUAUAAACAGCAAGCAAUCAUCAAAAUCAAAAGAUGAAGAUUCUGAAACAAAUACAUCGCUUCGAACCGACUCUCUAUCUUCUUUAAUACCAAUGUCGUCUUCAACAACACCAAGAACAUCCUACACAUCGGAGAAUGAUUCAAAAUUAAAAGAUAGACUAAAAACAGUUUCAAAAGAUACUAAAAUCAAUAAAUCUUUUAUUUUAGAUAGAGUCAAGAAAGAGAAUUUCUAUUUUAACGAAAACGAAACAAUUCGCGAAACAGAAAGGCGAAAUCGACACACUCAAAUAAUUCCAGAGGAAUCUGUAAGCAGUGAGAGUGACGAAUGGCCACGUUUACAAUCUCGAAGAAGCAAAGAACAUUUUAAACUUCUACUUCCAAAUUUGUCGAAUAAAACACCUCAAUUACUAAGUCACUGGAAAGUUCAGGAGUGGCUGCAGCGGCAAUAAAAACUUAUGCCAGCGAUAUUGUUGAUAACGAGUGUUAUUUUCUCUUUUCAAAAGAUCCUACAUACGGUUCAACUCCACGAUCUUCAGACAAACAGAAAAAAUCUAAAUAUAAAUCAUUUGUUCGGAUAGAUUCACCGUUUCUAAAGGUAGACGUAGGUAUCUUCUUAAUUCCGGCAAAGGAAAGUGCAAAAAUCAGAAAGUAAAAUGCCUGUUUUCUAUGAUAUCAAACGUAAAGAAAGUACCUCGUGGUCAUCCUUUCAGGUUUACCAGAAUACAAAUUAUGAUCAUCUAGUUCAGGGGUGGUCAACAGUUAACAGUUCUUGCCCCGGGCCGAAAUGGAAAGAAAACUUUUUUCACGGGCCGAACCAAA